AAGUUCUAUGUGAACUUGAUUCCAGCAAUAGUCUUGCGAGACAUGGCUGCAGAGAUAACCAAGUUAGCAGAAUCCCAGUAUGAGACGGUAUAGUCGCCGAACUGUGGAAAGGCACGGUCACUUUCAAAGUUUUGAAACUGCUCUUUCGUAGUGCUACAAAGCUUCUGCUCUCGAUGACAGGCUCUGCAUAUGACCAAAGUACUGUGCAUCUCGGCAGCAUCCCCGAUCAUAAAGCUGUGUAUGGGAUCAUGAGCAGAGUCAUCUCUGAGACAAAUGAACCAGCUCUGCUCUCAUCAUCGGGUGUUGGUACGAUUCUGGUGUUGUCUAGCAAUCGCUGUCUCAGUACAAUGUCUUCUGCCUCCAUGGAAAGAUUCAAUCGUCCGCUCCCAACACCUCUCGCAAAGAUAUAAGUCUGACAGACCUUCUGCUUUCGUUUUUCUUCAAGCAUAUCUGCUUACACCACAACAAUGUCCUCGUUCACAGAUCUGGCCCCAGAGAUUCGCACAUCCGUGUAUAACAUCCUGCUUCGCGAUUCGCUCGCCAACAACCAAAGCAUCUUGUACUAUGGUCGCAACCCCUUGAGAGGCCAUCAACUGUCGCGGACGUCUGGUCGCUGCAAGCGGCAAUACACAUUGAACACUCUAGACCGCAUCACUUUUGUCCCUGAGGUCGAAGCCAGACGCGUUGUCCACUUGGAAAAUAUCGACGAUCUACUCAAUCUCGCGGCAACAUGUCGCUUACUCCACAGUGACAUCUUGGCCAUGGCCUGGUCAAAUGCAGAUAUUCACGUCGGGUCGGACACAUUGUUCAAGGACUUGACCUGCAUCUUCAGAGAUCGGCUGUCGACUGAGUGUUGCGCAUUCAUCCACACUCUUCGGCUUGACAUUGGCGAGAGACAGUGGUCGCUCUCUGCUGUGAACAAGACCGCUAGUCUCAUUACUAGUUGCCUGCCACAACUUCAAUCUCUCUUUCUGAUGAUCGACUGUCGAUGUGAUCUUCGAGGGCCCAGCGGCCUAAUGGCUUUGGCUGGUUUGCCUUCUCAGAUUACCGUCAUCUUUCGAUACUAUUGGGACUUCACUAGGCUGCCCGGAAGCCGUCCGACUUCUAAGACCAAAGAUUGGGCGGACUACAAGAAUGACAAGUCCUUUAGACAAUUGCUUGAUCGCCGGUCGAAGGGCCAUCGCCGUAGAAAGAUGCGAGAAGAGAAGGAGCUGAUGAAAGCGGCGGGCAGUGCUCUUCAAGAUACGGUCGAGUUGCGCGCUCUCAUCCAGAGUGGUCUUCCGGGACGAUGCGAAGCGUCUGGGCAGCUGCUCGCAGAUGAUUAUCUACUCGAGGAAUAAGUUUGAUGAGGAAGAGUGAGGAGCCGGACUUUCAAUAGGUGACAUGGACAAUCCUCGAGGAGUCACGCGUUUUUUUGAGGUCGGCAUCAGCGUCCGCAUAUCAAUGACGGCGGAUAUGAUAGAUGCAGUUUGAAAAAUCAAGACUAUGAUCGGUUUCGCUAGGGCAGACUAUACGAGAAUGAGAAUAGAUAUUGGAAAUCAAAUGAGCAAGCUC
Aureobasidium subglaciale EXF-2481 is the source of this 1554-nucleotide messenger RNA. RefSeq lists its product as uncharacterized. The transcript has a single exon. The coding region runs from base 468 to 1340 and encodes 290 amino acids. The record is from RefSeq and is a predicted model, not a curated record. NCBI's taxonomy places the organism in Eukaryota, Fungi, Ascomycota, Dothideomycetes, Dothideales, Saccotheciaceae.